UGGUAGAUCAGCGGGACCGCCGAGCUUCAGCUUCGGUGUGUUUUCGGGCUGGCUGUUCUUUGUCCUCCAUUAGAGCUCGGAUUCCCAGGCCCAUCGUACGGCGCAGGCCCGAAGUAGCGCAGCCGCUCUGAGUUCGUGUUUGAGGCUAGCACCACGCCAUGGAGGACCACAGCGUUCACCAGACUGAACACAUGACCACCAUCGAGGAGCACGCCGUGCAGCAGGUACAUGUAGCCACGUACACAGAUCACAGCAUGCUGAGCGCCGACGAGGACUCUCCCUCAUCCCCUGACGACGACGCCUAUGAUGACUCAGACAUCCUUCACUCGGCCGGCAAUGACGAGAUGACCGCGCACCUGGCAGCUGCAGGCCCAGUAGGUAUGGCUGCAGCUGCUGCCGUAGCAACAGGCAAGAAACGCAAGAGGCCCCACAUCUUCGAGUCCAACCCGUCCAUCCGCAAGAGACAACAGACACGCCUUCUGAGGAAACUGCGAGCCACCCUGGAUGAGUACACCACCAGAGUUGGCCAACAGGCCAUAGUUCUGUGCAUCUCUCCCUCCAAGCCCAACGCUUUGUUCAAGGUGUUUGGUGCUGCGCCGCUGGAGAAUGUGGUGAGGAAGUACAAGGGCAUGAUCCUGGAGGACCUGGAGAAUGCCCUGGCCGAGCACGCACCCCCUGGGGGGGAACUAACCUCCGAGCUGCCCCCCCUCACCAUUGACGGCAUCCCUGUCUCUGUGGACAAGAUGACACAGGCCCAGCUGCGAGCGUUCAUCCCAGAGAUGUUGAAGUAUUCGACGGGCAGGGGCAAGCCUGGCUGGGGCAAGGAGAGCUGCAAGCCCAUCUGGUGGCCAGAGGACAUCCCCUGGGCCAACGUGCGCAGCGACGUGCGCACUGAGGAACAGAAACAGAGGGUGAGGUUGAAAACACACUUUCCCUGUGAAUUGACUCCCUGGUAUCAUUACAAUGUUCAAUAUGAUAGAGAGGUAGGAGGAUUGACUCCCUGGUAUCAUUACAAUGUUGAAUAUGAUAGAGAGGUAGGAGGAUUGACUCCCUGGUAUCAUUACAAUGUUGAAUAUGGUAGAGAGGUAGGACGUUGUGGAGGUUAAAGGGUCUUUGAGUGG
Molecule: messenger RNA, 1121 nt
Organism: Oncorhynchus kisutch (coho salmon)
Lineage: Eukaryota; Metazoa; Chordata; Actinopteri; Salmoniformes; Salmonidae
Product: nuclear respiratory factor 1-like
Exons: 6
Coding region: 159-1106 (315 amino acids)
Biological process (GO): regulation of transcription by RNA polymerase II
Molecular function (GO): DNA-binding transcription factor activity
Source: RefSeq, a predicted model, not a curated record